Molecule: messenger RNA, 1052 nt
Organism: Danio aesculapii
Lineage: Eukaryota; Metazoa; Chordata; Actinopteri; Cypriniformes; Danionidae
Gene: ftr01
Product: finTRIM family, member 1
Exons: 3
Coding region: 142-414 (90 amino acids)
Source: RefSeq, a predicted model, not a curated record
AAAAAAUGACUAAAAGGAAGACUGUAUUAAUAUAAACAAAAAUAUUUCGGAACAGCAAAACAUUACAGAAGAAAAAAGAAAGGGAGAAGAAUGGUAAAGAAGGGAGCAAACUAAAGCUUCGUUGUACAGACUACAGGAUAGAUGUGUUUGUUGGGUGGAAAGCUGGUGGAAAACAGGAGACACAAUCUACUGGAUCCCACUAGCCAACUCCAUAAGGUGUUCUGCCUAAAACCCAACAAACCACUUGAAAUCUGUUUGAUGGACGAACAUAAAAACCACGACACUGUAACAGCUGAAGCUGAGAGGACAGAGAAACAGAAGCUUUUGUUAGAAACACAAACAAGAUUCCAGCAGAAAAAAAGAGGAGAGACAGAAGCUGCUUCAGAAGUUGAAAGAUGCUGUGAAGUCUCAUAAAGUGAAUUGUCUUCUGUUUGAGGACAUUUUUAAACCAACUGAAGUUCACUGAUUUGAUGUGAUGUGUAAGAAAUUAGUCUGCCACGACCCAACUUCCACUCUUCCAGAAAAGAGAAGUCAACAGUUUGUUGUCUCUGCAUUGUUUGAGGUGACUACAUCUCAACCAAAUGGUAACAAUUGUAGAAUGGGGAUGGGUGUGGUGCACAGAGAACCAUCUAAUCACUGGUGUUGAUACUGCAUUAAGAGAUAGAGAGAACAGCUGGGUCAACAGCCAAGGAGCAACUUGCAACUUCAUCAGCAUCUUAAAGUUGUAACAUCUAAAGUCUAAAGGCAACAUCUACAACAGUAUAAAGGUUUGAGUUUAGGAAUGUUCGGGGUUCAUUCUGACUCCAGUGAAAACAAGGUACUGCCGUGUAUUUUGAGACUGUUAUGCUGAAUAAACAUCUUCAUUGAGAUUUUCUACGUCGCCCUAAUUUCUACGAAGCUGCUCUGAAGUGACAUGACUGAUCAGAGAUCAGGAAAAGGCUGCAGUGAGUCAAGCUGAUGAACUCUUGGAGACACUAGAGCAGGAGAUUUGUGCUUUGAGGAGAGAUGCUGAAUUUAAUCAGCUUUCACAUACUGAAAAUCACAUUCAUUUU